Molecule: messenger RNA, 565 nt
Organism: Amoebophrya sp. A25
Lineage: Eukaryota; Dinophyceae; Syndiniales; Amoebophryaceae
Source: the annotation of a GenBank genome assembly
CGGUCUAGUACGACGGGAGAAAAGAACCCUACUAGUACAGCCUUAUCGAGUAGCCUUUCUAGUUCUAGCUCACCAUCCUGCGGGCGUCCUUUUCUUCCUAGUCCUAGCCGUGGCUUUCUGCGAUCGCGUUGUGGCUCUGAAGAUGCUAGUACGACAGCACCAGCGACGCCCAGUGCUUCUAGCACCUAUUCAGGAAUCUCAUCUCUGCCUAGUACACCAAACGUUUCACUACCUUUUCCGAGUUGUACAACUACUAGUUGUAGAACUUCUUCUUCUUCUAAGGACCACUUAGCUGGAGAAGGACCACGAGUAGGAGUUCCAUGGGUUGAGGAAGAAGGAGCACAACAUCUUAGGGUAGAUGAAAAAGGAGCAGCCAAGUACGGAGAUGGACUACCAUUGUCAGGAAGAGCGAGAGCUCUUCGUUUGAAUCGCCGGAUGUUUUCUUCUACUUCGGAGCAAGUGAUCGGCUCUUCGCAAGAGGAGGAAGGGGAAGGCUCUACUUCUGCGCCUCGUGCUGGUCCUGAAAGAGCGGAGCCCGCCUUUGCGUCGAUUUUUCAAAGUCGAC